Boleophthalmus pectinirostris (great blue-spotted mudskipper) is the source of this 2115-nucleotide messenger RNA. RefSeq names its product F-box and leucine-rich repeat protein 6 (gene fbxl6). The record is from RefSeq and is a predicted model, not a curated record. Gene Ontology annotation, cellular component: SCF ubiquitin ligase complex. NCBI's taxonomy places the organism in Eukaryota, Metazoa, Chordata, Actinopteri, Gobiiformes, Gobiidae. Gene Ontology annotation, biological process: SCF-dependent proteasomal ubiquitin-dependent protein catabolic process. Gene Ontology annotation, molecular function: protein binding.
AGGAGAUUGCGGUGCAUUGUGGGAGGGUACCCAGUGUUUGGCAACAGCAGCCUUAAGAAACGUGAAUGAAUGUUAAAAAAUAGAUGUAAAUCUUAUGAAAUACUGCAUGGAGGCCGUCUUUGUUAAAUGGGACUCAAUGUUUAGUACCAGAUGUGCAGAGAAAUACUGACAGAAAUUAAUGAAAAUGGAACCCACAGAUGAAGAGCCAAAUGCUGGAAAUGAGGUGUCCGCACCAGGACGAUCACAUUCAGUUGGAGGUAAUGCUGUGUCAGCAAAAGCAGCUUUAAAAAGAAAGUCUGAGGGGACACAGAAGAAAAGAGCAAAGACGGCUCGACUCGGAUACACUGUUCACCAGGGAGAAGAUAUGCUCCUAAUUGUGUCCAGCAGCAUGUCUCAGUAUGGAGAGACACGGUAUACUAAACCGAAAAAAAGAAAAAAAAAGAUGAAGCUUGUUAAAAACAAAAAGACCUUGGUCCAGAAUAAAAAGAAAAAGGCAGGCCCAAAGCCUGUUCUUACUCAGGAGCCUCUAAUAGAAAAAGAAGAGGAAUCUCCUCCACUGGAGGCAAUGGAUAACCGAUGGGGAGAGAGUCUUCCAGAGGAGGUGCUUAUUAGAAUCUUCCAAAAGGUAGUUGUUCAAGAUGGAGCAGUGCCAUUUCUCUGCAGAGUUGCUAGAGUGUGUCGAUUAUGGUACACAGCAGCCUCCAGCCCAGCCUUGUGGCGUAGUGUCACUGUCGGCCACUGUUGGAUAGAACCGAGGAGGAGCCAGCUGCCCAAGACUGAGAAGAAGAUUAAAGACACUAUCAGCUGGCUUGCAGAAAACAGAUUCUCUCAGCUACAGGAGUUUUCUCUGUGUCACUGGAUACGUAAUGUGAAUCAUGCCGUGCAAGUUGUGUCUCAGUCUUGCCCUCACCUGCGCUGUCUAAAACUGUCACACUGCUCAGGUUUAACAACAAAGGCCUUUGACAGCAUCAGUCUCCAUAGUCAGUCACUGCAUAGAAUAGAUCUUCAGUACUCUGAGUUUCAGGUUGAAGGUCUUCAGGAUUUCCUUGAAUCUAAUGGUAGCCAGCUCAGAGAAAUAUUAUUCACACACGGACCUAAACUAGAUAGAGUACUGGCUGCCCUCAGCAGGGGUUGCUGUCCUCAUUUAGAAUUGUUGGAGAUAAACAGAAAACUGGACACUGAACUUUGUGAACUGCAUGUCUGUAUCCAAGGACUGCAGACGGCUUGUCCUAAACUCAAAACUUUAAGAAUGAUGAAUGUAAUACCAAUGAAUAAAAACAUGCGUGGUCUGGAGUCAUCCUGUGGUUUUCCGAUGUUGGAAGAGCUCUCUUUGGCCACCACGUCGUACAGUUUCACUUCAGAUAAAGACCUUCUCCACAUUCUUUUCGGGUCGACCAAACUGCGGGUGUUGGAUCUCAGAGGAUGUUCCAGGAUCACAUCAACUGGACUGGCUGCUCUGCCCUGCUCUAAUCUUGAGUGUCUCUUCUGGGGUCAGUAUUUCAAUGGCAGUAGCAUGUUGUCACUGCCCAGAACUGGACUUCAUUUGGUGACUCAAAAGUGGGGCGCGACUCUGCAGCAGCUGGACAUUGCCAACCAGCCCUUCACGGAGGAUGACCUAGAGUGUGCCAUAGGUUUCCUCUCUCAAACCCCUGAAACUCUAUACUCCCUCAACCUCAGUGGCACCAGGAUCACACCAGCACCACUCAAGGCACUACUUGGGCAAGCAAGUUCCAUAAAGUACCUUAACCUGUCAUCAUGCCGCUGUCUCCCAAGAGGACUAAAGCGGAUUUACAGAGACCAGGAAGAUAUUCAUCAGUUUCUUGAGAAACUGGAGUAGUGAUCUUACUUUUCAUUUGCUAUUCAUUUGAUGCCCCUCUUGUGCUGUGUCCAUGUUAACUACUAACUAAAAGUAAAUAAUGGUGUCAGUUUGCCCAGUUACAUACUUCAUACUUUGGGUGGCAUUUUUUAACAUUCAGUGCAUUCAUACAUUCAGUGAUCUAAACAAAAUGUAUCUAGAUACUUUAAUAUGUACUAUUUCCUACAUGGAUGUUUUCAUACUUUAAUUCAAUAAUGUGAUAUCCUACAUUUUUUGUAAAUAAAGUCUUUUAAAUAUUA